Molecule: messenger RNA, 1344 nt
Organism: Gracilinanus agilis (Agile Gracile Mouse Opossum)
Lineage: Eukaryota; Metazoa; Chordata; Mammalia; Didelphimorphia; Didelphidae
Gene: ZNF195
Product: zinc finger protein 195
Exons: 4
Coding region: 192-455 (87 amino acids)
Biological process (GO): regulation of DNA-templated transcription
Source: RefSeq, a predicted model, not a curated record
GGAGACAAGACCAGAUCCUGCUCACCUCAGGGUGCUCUGAGUUCUUGGUUUGACCUCUGGGGGAUUCAGGCAGAGGAUUAACUCAGAUGGCCAAAGAAAAUGGCAAAGAACUCCAGACUCUGCCCAGAAAACCCUGAAGGAGGGAAAGAAGAGUUACCAAAGUGAGAACAGGGAGCCUGGAUUCCCAGAGAAUGGCCUUCGAGAGGGACAGAGUCCGAGCCCAGGAGGUGGUGACAUUCAAGGAUGUGGCUGUGGACUUCACAAGGGAGGAGUGGCGCCUCUUGUCCCCUCCCCAGAAGGAGCUGUACAAGGAAGUGAUGUUGGAGAAUACCCGGAACCUGCACUCUGUGGGGCUUGCAGUUCCCAGAGAAGAUGUGAUCUCUUAUUUGGAGCAAAGGGAAGCCCUGUGGAUGCUAGAGCAAGAAGGCCUGAGGAGCUGCUGUCCAGGUGAGUGAGGUGAAAAGUGGUGUGUGAGAGCCAUGGUUACCUGAUGUUUCUCUGUGCUGUAGUGAAGCAUGAGGGAAAGCUCUGAAGGGAAGGAGCACUAGAGAGGUCUAAUGGGUGGAAGUGGCCUGGGGCUUCAGGAGAGCCAGACUGGGGAUUCUGGGGGAAAGUAUAGUAGAGAAAAGAAGUGAAAGGCAAUGGCACAACUCACUGCAAAUGGCCAUCUCUAGCAGUUUACCCCUGAAUCUGAGGACAGACAUUGGACAGUAUCUCUUGAAGAUGUAGAGAUCAAGUGAGAGUGUUUGGAGGAUUAAAGAGAAAUGGUUUAUUGGUUACAAUAAAAAAAGAGUCAUGAAUUCAUUAGUGUGGGAGAGACUGAAAAUUAAAGAAAAAUAUGAAGACUAGAAGAAGGAGUAAAAGAGUUGAGAUGAAAGAUGAGAUGGGAUUCUUUGCACAUGGAAAGGGAUUUUCUUUAGCUAGAAGAAUGACCUUUUUCUCUGAUCUUGAGGCCAAAAAGGAAAAGUAGGCAGUUGAGUUGGGUAAGAUAUGGAGGAUAAGAGAGCUCUGCAGAGAGGUCCAGCUUUUGUUCAGUGAAAUAUGAGGCCAAGUUCUCAGCUCAGAAUGUUUGGGCAGGGGGUGGGAGGAAGCCAUGAAGGAGAGCUGGAGACCAGGGAAAUACUUGGAAGGCUGCUGUGGUGGGUGGCAAGGGGAAUCCAUAGUAGAGACACCACAGGAUUGCUUUUCUAUAGUGAGGACCCAGCUGAGAUUAGGGAGCAUCUAUGGAGAGUUGAGUCAGGCAACUGCUGUUUCCUGAUUUUCCUUCUCUCCAUUGACCUGCAGCACAUGAGGAGGAGUGAGGACUGCUGCCUUCCUUGACUGCAAUCCAAAACUAAUCUUUGU